Rhipicephalus sanguineus (brown dog tick) is the source of this 7744-nucleotide messenger RNA. It is a transcript of the gene SCCRO3, whose product is annotated as DCN1-like protein 3. The coding region runs from base 154 to 1182 and encodes 342 amino acids. The record is from RefSeq and is a predicted model, not a curated record. Gene Ontology annotation, cellular component: ubiquitin ligase complex. Lineage: Eukaryota; Metazoa; Arthropoda; Arachnida; Ixodida; Ixodidae. Gene Ontology annotation, molecular function: ubiquitin-like protein binding; cullin family protein binding; ubiquitin conjugating enzyme binding. The transcript is spliced from 3 exons. Gene Ontology annotation, biological process: positive regulation of ubiquitin-protein transferase activity; protein neddylation.
GUUUUCCUGAGGCCCAGUGUGCGUGUGUGUGUGCUCGUGCCGAUGCUGUCCGUGAGACCAAGUUUCGCGAGCUGAAAGAAGCCAGGCCCCCCAAAAACGAACGUCCAACUGGACAUCGUUAUGUGAAAUCACCAUGGUAUGUGAGCCAAGCCGAUGGGGAACGCGCUGUGCUGCUGCCUCGGCCAGGACGCGUCCACAGGCGACCACCCGCUAAAGUUUCUCGAUCCGGCGUGCUCAAAGGGCGGAGCCACGGGUGUUACCAACAGCCAGGCUGCUGCCACCGCCACGGGUCCCGCCUACGGGGCGGGUGCCUCCACCACACCCACUGGCGGUGGCGGUGUCCUGGCUUCCACGGUUGCCAGCACUCCAGCAACUACACCGACCGGCAUUGCCGGUCUCCUCGCCAACUCGGCCGCGGCCACCUCGGAGUCCAACGUGUCCGCCUCGACAGCUCCGGCAGCACCACGGACCAGCAUUGGCGAGCGGUUUAUGUUCUACCCCCGCCUCCAGCGGGAUGCGGGACGUCGGGGCACGUUCGAGCCGCGGCACUCGGAGGCACGCGCUGCCGCGCUCUUCGAGAAGUACCGGGACCCUGAAGAGGACGCCGUGCUUGCCGAGGGCAUCGUGCGCCUCUGCGAUGACCUCGGCGUGAGGCCCGAGGAGUUCCGCGUUCUCCUCCUUGCGUGGAAGUUUGGUGCCCAGCAGAUGUGCCGGUUCACAAGGGACGAGUUCCUCGGUGGCUGCCGCGCCCUCCGUGCCGACUCGGUGUCAGCCAUCCAGGUGCGGUUUCCAGAACUCCUGGCCGAGGCUCGGGAACCAGCCCGGUUCCGCGACCUCUACCGCUUCACAUUCCGUUUCGGACUCGAGUCCGGCCAGCGCACGCUGCCGACGGACAUGGCGGCACAGCUGUGGCGCCUCGUGUUCUCCCAGGAGCCGCCGGCGGUGCUUGAGCGCUGGCUGGCAUUCCUCGAGAGCCACCCCGAGGUGCGCGGCAUCACGAGCGACACGUGGAACAUGUUUUUGCACUUUGCCGAGACGGCGGGCCGCGACCUCAGCACGUACGACGACUCUGAGGCGUGGCCCAGCCUGUUUGAUGACUUUGUGGAGUACGAGAAUGACCAGACAAACCAGAAUGUGCUCCACCAGGUGAACAAAGGCGGCAGUGAUGUGAAGGCCGAGUGACGGUGCAUCGCCAAAGGGUUGUGACUAUUCAGAAACAUCGAGCCGAGGUUCCGAGCGAAGACACAUGCUCCACAGCCGCCCAGAACACGGUCCUGACGGCUGACAUCCUGCAGCACGUGGUCUGCGAGCCCGGUCUUACGAAAGGGGCCCCACUGCCGGGAGCUUGCGAAAGAAUCUACACUCUCUUGUCUUGAGCUUUGUAGCGCAAGCGCGAUCGCAUUCGUAGGCUGCACGUUUUGCUGCCAGUUUGAGGGAAGACUGCUAAAGAUCGUGUAGGCAAGUUCGCAGUAUUGAGGUGCCGGUGUUGUUUCUAAUGCUUUGUUUUCUGUCGAUGACGUAGCCGCGCGUGAGGAAAGAGAAAGCUUUCCUCAAAUUGACCAAUCGGAGUUGUGGGAUGAAACUGUGUUCUCUUUGUUCGAGUUCGGUCGGAUGUAAAAGCGGCGGGUCGCGUUACCUUGUUUGCCAGUGAAGUGCAGACUGUGUAACGGAUGCACAGACUUUGCCGCACCUUCUGCACCAGCCUUUCAAUCACUACACGAUGUCGAAACGAGGCAAGCGCAGUGUAUGCCUUAAGAGCACAGAGAACUAGUCAACAAGCCUGUGGCUCUCUGGAAGGUGUGGCAUCUUGCGGUGGUGUUAUAUAUUACAAGGGGAACAGUACGUGGUUGUAUGCUGCCAGCAAAAAAAAAAAAAAAACAGAUACAGAAAAACACACCAGUCUGCUAUUUUUUAUAGUGUGUAGUAUUGUGACUUAAAGUUCUGCAGUGGCUCUUAAAAAUGUAGCACUCUUGUUGCACACUUUCCCUUGCCAGCCAUGUUUCAUACUGAUGUCACAGAGGCACUUUUGAUAGCGAUCUGGGCUGAUUCGGAUUAGGCUAAUCCGAAUCACGUGCUGCUACACUGUCACUCUUAAUCACAAUCGGGAUCGAGACGAUUGCAAUCUACGCGCCACAAGGUUUGGCUCCCCGAUCACAGUGUGACUUAACGUUUACACCGAGCUCGUUCCAGAUAAGUUUUGACCGUUUAGCAGCGACCAUUGUUGCUCGUGAUCAAGAACUCAGAUUCUGAUCGGCCUUGAUCACGAUCAAAGAGGCCUGUGUGACGCCGGUACUAAGCUGCAUUUGCACUGCGACAGUGAUUGUGGACGAAUGAACCACAUGACUCAUGUCGUAGAUCGAAUAACUUUGUAACUUGCGUUCGUCCAACUAAGGAAUUGUGAAACUAAGUCUCCUUCAUUUCCUGAAACAAGGGAGAUGGCAUAAACUUUGCAAAACUUUCGCGAGUAGCUGUCCACCUCGGAGCAUGUGCGACCGAUGCCACCUUGUUCAGUGCGUGACCUAAAGACUGUUGUUGUUUUCAGACGAACAUGUUUGCUGCAGUGUUUCUAGCCUGAAGCAGUGAUUUAUUUUGCUGUAUCGGUGAAUCACUUCAUGCAAACCAGGGGAGUAAUCACCUACGAUGAUAGCGACAUGUACGAUCUCGUGAUGCGUACAAUCGGCAAGCUGAGGUCGGAAUUUCAUUCUGCGUCUCCAUCCGCUUUCGCAUUCAACAUUUUCCUCAAGAUACCAGUGCACAGCACUCAUGAACUGUACAUUUCUUGAUCUGAUGGUGCCUUGUUGAAGGCUGUGUUCUCUGGUGCAGGGUUUCAUAGGCAGUCACUGAAUAUCCUUUUAAAAAUCAACCCGACUUUUUUUUUUUUUUUUAAGGGCCUCAAAGCCAUUUAGUUUCGAGAAAUGUUCAUUAAGAUUCUGGAAUUUUGUUUUCUGGCCAGCCUCGGCAGAUUUUGUUUGUACGUCUGGCCACAAGUUUGGCACGAUCCCGACACCAAAACAAACCAGUCCCAAUUCUCUGAAUUAGAGUUACUGUAGUUCACUGAAUAACCCUAUCUCGCCUAUGUUUUCCCUUUAUGUUCAGUGAGGAAAGAAGUUCGCUUAUUGAAGGCAGUGCCUUUUCGUCUUGCCGAGCCUUAAUUUCAUUUUUCUUUUGUUCUGAAAUAGGUUCUGUGAAAGCCUUGCAAGUUCAUAAAAAGCCUACAAUUUCAUCUGCAAAAGCCUCCCAUGAACCCUGCUAGUGGGCAGCUGCUUUUCCCCUGCCAAGAUACUUGCUACGGCCUGGUAAGGAGAGCUGCCAAUGUCAUAGACAGUUACACAACUCAUGAAGGCAAGAGGGGCUUCCCCAGAUGACCAACCACAGCAGCCGAUUGCCUCGGUGGCUAAAAAAAUAGUCCUGCUCAUGUACUUGGCCACAUUCAGCAGGAUCACCGGCUGUUCGGCCCGUGACACUAGUGUGGAGUGCACGCCUAUUGAUGCAGGCUUCUGUGCACUCACGGAAUUUCGUUUUCUGGCCAGAUGUGACAGAUUUCAUUUGCACAUCUGGCCACACGUUUGGUGCAGCCUUAAAGCCAAGUCAAACCAGUCCCAGUUCGGUGGAAACAUUGCUGCCUUCUAAAGUUGUACCCGACUACAGAGCUGUCUGUAAAGGUCUUUUGAGUAGCUGUAGGUCGUGCACUAAUAACACUUGGCAUCUCUGCUAUGCAUCUCUCUCUAAUUUCUUUGUACAAAUAUGAAGGAAAUCUGCAUUGGAGUAUACAUGUUCAUGUCUUCCUCGUUGAAGGUUGUAAGUCAAUUUGAUGCCGGCUUAUAAAGCACUUUUUCCAAGUCCGCUGGUGGCCAUCAUCAGCGGACGCGUGUGCUAUCGUAUGUGACAACGAACAACACAAGGAUCUCGACAGUUGACGAAAUGCUUGUGAUGCACUUCCGGACACUAGGAAUUGCAAAUCAGUUAUGAGGAAUUCCACAAGGUGGCAGUUCGAUAUUUACAUGUGCUGGGUCUGGAAGCUCUCAAGUGUGUGGUUGACUCGUGUCGUUUUAAACCCUACAAGACUGGGGAUUUUCGUUUUAGUUAUUGGGAAGUUGAAUUAUCCAUAGUUGAUGAGCAUACAGCCUAAAAUGCAACUGAAGUUAGUUCGGUAAAUGUACAUUGCUAGCUUCACGAUAUGUGUUCGACCAGGCUUGUGAAAGCGAAUUUGACCUAGCUGCAAUCGCUUGGUCAAAUGUGCCUUCGCAAGCCUGGUUAGCGAUGUCACCUUGAUUGAACCUUUAUUGCUCUCUCGAAUCAAGUGCCAUCUUUGGAAUGCACUGAGAACAUAGCAGACCUCUCAAGAUCUUGCGUUUGACAUUUUGACCACACAAAAAAGAUGAGGACAGAGGGAGGUACGACGACACGGGCGGUCAAAAUGUCAAACAGUAAGCACCAACUAGGCCAAACGCAAGUUCUCCUCAAGCUCUUGCGAUUUGCUCGAAUUGCCCGACCUUCUAACGUCUCAAGUUGGAUUGCCAAGAGACUACCGCGGCUUGGCAGUAGUUGUUGAAGUGUGGCGCAGGACAUUUUUGUUAUGGCCUUUUAGUUAUCGGCAUUCUUCUGUGUUGGCUAUUUGUUGCUCUUUGAAUUGGGUGGUAAAAUCCAUGCAGAUGACAGCAGAAAACUUAGAUGUAUGACUCAGUUGUGUGUUGUCACCAGGAACUCAUAUUUUCUUUCAACUGGUGAAAAGCAAAUAGCAGAGUUUCUGUAACUUAGAAACUGUGUGUCGGUACUCUUUUAAACCUUCGAGCUUACUGAUUUCUUUGUCUUAAAGGGUCCCUAAACGACUCUGAGUUCAAAGAUGAGGGAGUGGCUUCUUUCUCGCCUUCACUAUCCUUCGUACAGGCGCCAUCUCCUCCUCGCCACUCAUUUCUUCAUAAAACACGUAGAAAAUGUCAGCUCUAAGCAUUGAGCCUAUCAGGAUUUCGCGUUUUUCGGUUACAGGCUGUCAUCUCUGCUUGCGCAGUCGAAAACGCACAGAACGAAGGGAAAUCACUUGAUCGUGCACGAUAGUCAUGCGAGACAAGGCAGAAUGGCCAUACGACUGCAUGGCAAAGCAGGGUAGAAGACAAUUCACAACUAAUACCCCUUGUAUACGGACCAAUCGAGAGCUUAUUUCCUCAUGAUGCCACGUGAACAGAUUGCCGGUGUCGCGAAUUGGACCGAUAAGACGGGAAACACUAAUAGAGAAUAAUGCGCUCGUUCGUUGUAUUUUCAGAGGUUGUUUGGGGGCCCUUUAAGUUCACACUUCAUAAAGCUCAUUGCCAGUUGUCUUUUACUUGUCUCUAAAUUGGCACGGUAGGGUUGCCUCAGCGCUUUAGUUCAUUGACUCUGUGUUACCUUUAUGGUAACACAGAGUCGUUUAUCGUUUUCUACGUUUCACCACUCACGUCUCACCAUUUUUCUCCUUUUUCUUUUUGCUUGCCUAACUUUUCGCCACAGCUGUUUACGAGGGUGCCUUUAGCGUCAAUGUUCAGCCUUAGACACCAGUCCAUUUUUAAAGCCAUUUUCGUUGGGCUCUAGUCCUUAUGAAGGAAACCUUCGCUUCUGGGCGAAACCAUUUUAGGUGCCGUUUACAUUUCCCUUAACCCUUUACCCUCUGAAGCAGGGAUGUGAAACGCAAAUUUUAAUUACCUAUACUUUUUUCAGCUCUCUUUGUAAUCGGAAAAUUAAACGCAAGAAAUUUGUUUAAAAUGAAUAUUUUUUUAGCGGAGAACAUUGGGGGGGUUUCUCUGCACAGCUUGCAGUGAGUUUUUUUUCUUGUGGUAUUGUAUUGGUAAAUCGCAUCGAGUUAAUCUGCGCCAUUAGCUCGUGAAAUGAGGGCAUCUUCGACAAAUUGUGCCAGUGCACACAGUACACUUGGACAACUCUGGUACACUUGGACAAAUCGUACCGUGGUGCCGCGUUUCACCUAAUCAUUGCUGCGCCUGGGUUCACUGGUGUGGUUUGGGUUUGUCGAAGACCCCCAAAAAACUAGACGCAUAGAGUCCACCAGAUAGCCUUUAGUAUGUGAAAUCGAGACAGUUUGCUGUGGAUGACCACCACUAGUCCACUGUAUUGAAUGCACCAAGCUUGUCUUAACGAGUGUAAGGGUUAAUGAAGUAACUUGAUAAAUACUGAUGUGACCUGCACAAAUUGUUGUAACAUUUUAAUACAGUUUAAGCAAAUGACGUGCUUUUUUUUUCAAACAUAGGUAAACAAAGCUUGCUGAACAGAACACUCUUCUUGCCAAGAAAAGGUGCUGGAGGGUUUUACCCGCCUGUGUUCAAGAACUAUGACAGGAGAACAUUAGUUGUGAUGUAUAUUUAUUGAAACGAAUGCACAGCCACUUUAGGAGCUUCAUCUUGUGACAAAACUACGAAACAAGGCAGUGAUUGUUUUUGCUUUGUGAUAAACAUUUUUUACGCUGUAGUUGCAGCUACAUGACUUUGAGUAGGAGUUACUAGCAGUUCUACUGCGCUCAUUUAUUGCGACGGCAUACACUUUUGUAGCAGCUGGGUUUCAACAUGAGAGUGUUUCUGAAACAAAACACAAAUUUGGGAUUCUGCCCAGGCAGUCCACUCACGUUUGGUUUCCAAAUUAAGCCAGCGCGUUGUUUCUCGACUAUUCAGUUGCAACAUGGCAGUCAGUCAUAGUUGUAGACUUUGACCUACGGUGUUCACAUGCUGCUGGUGAUAGUGUUUUCACCAGAAAUAUUGCUCGCUACCCUUAAUUGAGACGUCGUGCCUGUAAAAUAGAGAAAGAAAAAAAUAUUCAGCCUUCGUGUUUACUCGCAGAGUGUUUGGUACUUGCACGACUUGUCUAUUAGAACUGUGGAAACGUGGGUAGGUGACGAGUAGACGUUAUAGACAUAGAAACGAAGGAAUGCAUCGCACAACGAUUUAUUUAGGAGCUAUCACGAGUUGUUGCCGAUCGUCAAUGGUUGUUCAAUUAUGCCGACAUAAGGUGGUUCAAAGCCUGUCAGGCCAACAUGGUCUGGGAGGGCUCAGCACAGUUUGCGAACCGCUGGCCAUUCGGCAUCACCUAUUAUGUCAAUGCGCGGAACUUACAUUCCCGACGAAGCUUGUGUAGGUCGCAUAGGACUUUGCGCAUGUGUUGAGUGCAGGCACGUUGUGGUGGGCAGCAAGUUUAAUAAAAGCCGAUCUUGUGUUCGAGUGAGAGUGUGGAGCCUUGCUUUGUAGUGUGUUGGUGCAGUGCGGGUGCUUUGUGCGUGAAUGGUUGUGCCUAUCAUCAUCAUUCAUGGGAAAGCUUGGGAUGUGUGAGCCGUCGCCAUCUCGUUUGUAUUUUCUAGGCAAUGCUUUAUUUUAUGCUUGUCAAUCCCUGUGGUUUACUAAGAGUUCUUCUCAACGAAGCAUUGUCCAACUAUUGUAUCUAGCAUGGAACGCAACACAUUGCCGUCUUGAGUUCUUGUAUAUUGUCCUGAAGUCAUUUGUGACAUCCGUGCUUGACAUUGUGAACGUUACCUUUUUUUUUUGUUCUCUCAGUGUUUGGGAAUCACAUCUUGGCAUUUGUGUGAGGAAACUGCGACACCAGCUGUAUAUGCUUGAAUCCUUCUGUUCUCAAUGUAUGUGUGUGUCUGCUCUCUGGAAGAGUGUUGCGUUUGCUAUCGCUGUUGAAAUCUCUGAAGAAUGUGUGGCUAUUUACAAGGAAUGUGUGAGUGUAUGUGCGUGUGAGCUAUCAAUAAACUUAUUUUCUACGAAAA